Molecule: messenger RNA, 2074 nt
Organism: Cicer arietinum (chickpea)
Lineage: Eukaryota; Viridiplantae; Streptophyta; Magnoliopsida; Fabales; Fabaceae
Product: serine/threonine-protein kinase 54-like
Biological process (GO): protein phosphorylation
Cellular component (GO): plasma membrane
Molecular function (GO): ATP binding; protein serine/threonine kinase activity
Source: RefSeq, a predicted model, not a curated record
CCUAAUUUUUAUUUUUUGCGUUUAAAAACUGAAUUAUUAUUUUUUUCAUACUUUCUUUUCUUCGUAACUGUUUGACGUGAUUCUCAUCUCUUUUUGAUAUAUUUGCAUCGUAGGGUUAGGGUCGUAUGUGUGUUUCUCGUUGCAUGCAGCUUCUUAUUCCUUUUCAUUUACGUUUUUGUUUAGUUUUUUUUUUUUUUUGGAAAUUUCUCUCUUUAAAAACCUAAUUUUUACGUGUCGUAGGUAUUGAUCAUGUUAUUGUAUGAUUAGGUUUGUUUGCUGAUAGAUUUGGUUGUAAUUUUUUGCUCAACUAUUUUUUUAUAUUAAAUUUAGGAUGCUCAGUGUAAUAUGUAGAAUGGGAGGAGAGAAUUUUAGAUAUAAACCAUUUAGAAUUAAAUUUUUGUUGGGUCUAUUUUUAUAAGCGAGAUUUUAAAAAUCGAUCUGUUAACCAUGGCAUCCAAGUUUCUUAUGCCUUUGCAAAUUGCAAUUGAGGCUGCAUCAUUUGACUGCAAUUUUUUAUAGCAUAAAGGAUUGACACAACCGUUAGGGCGAUUUAAAAUGUUGCUUUUUGGUACAUAUACUUUGUUUUUGUUUAAUAAUGAUUGUGAUGCUGAAGGUUAAAAUUGUGCUUUUGUUAUUUUAUUAGUGUACCACUUGUUGAAAAUUGUUUUGGAAUUUGAGGUUGUCGAACUCGGGUAUUUGAGAUGCAAUCGGAAGCUGGGGGUCUUACGACCCCUAAGAUGGGAUUGGAAGGAGCUUUGAAUUCAAAGAUGAAGGGUACUGGAAAUCUAAGCAGCAAAGAUAUGAUUUUUAGAGCUGAUAAGAUUGAUCUGAAGAGCUUGGAUACUGAGCUAGAAAGGCACUUGAGCAGGGUUUUUUCUAGAAGCGUUGAGGCAAAGAGGCCUAAAGAGGAGUGGGAGAUUGAUUUGGCCAAAUUGGAUUUACGAUAUGUUGUUGCUAAUGGGGCUUAUGGCACUGUCUACAGGGGAACUUAUGACGACCAAGAUGUUGCAGUGAAAGUGUUGGACUGGGGUGAGGAUGGAGUUGCCACUGCUGCUGAAACUGCUGCUUUACGAGCAUCAUUUCGGCAGGAGGUUACUGUGUGGCAAAAACUUGAUCAUUCAAAUGUCACAAAAUUUGUUGGAGCUUCAAUGGGCACUUCAAAUCUUAAAAUUCCUUCAGAUGCUGGUGGUCAAGAUUCACUUCCUUCCAAGGCAUGUUGCGUUAUUGUUGAGUUUGUUCAUGGUGGGACAUUGAAACAGUUCUUGUUGAAAAAUAGGCGAAAGAAACUUACAUACAAGGUUGUGAUUCAGUUGGCUUUGGACCUCGCUAGAGGUCUUAGUUAUCUACACUCGAAGAAAAUUGUUCACCGCGAUGUAAAAACUGAUAAUAUGCUUUUAGAUGAUAAUCAAAAUUUGAAAAUAGCUGAUUUUGGAGUUGCUCGGGUUGAAGCUCAAAAUCCAAGUGAAAUGACCGGUGAAACUGGAACAGUUGGAUAUAUGGCACCAGAGGUUAUAAAUGGCAAACCUUACAACAGAAGUUGUGAUGUCUACAGCUUUGGCAUUUGCUUGUGGGAAAUUUAUUGCUGUGACAUGCCUUACCAAAAUCUAAGCUUUGCUGAUGCGUCAGCUGCAGUUGCUCAUCGGAAUCUACGACCAGAGAUUCCUAGAUGUUGUCCAAGUGCCUUAGCAAAUAUAAUGAAAAGAUGUUGGGAUAAACAUCCCGAAAAGCGUCCAGAAAUGCAAGAGGUGGUGGGAAUGUUAGAAGCACUUGAUACAAGCAAAGGAGGUGGCAUGAUACCUGAAGAUCAGACUCCAUUUUGUUUUUGUUUUAUAGCUGCUCGGGGUCCAUAACUAUUCAUAUUCAAAUCUUGAUUAGUUUUAUUAUGUACAUUAGUAGAUCAUUUUCUUCUAUGGAAAUCUAGGAUAUAUGUUGCAGCUUUAAAUUGUCAUUUAUUGGCUUGUCAAUUUACUGCUUAGCUUUAUUUUUUCUUUUCUAAUAAAUGAGGCGAUGACUUUGAACAGAGGAACAUACUAGUAGUUUUUUUCCCAUAUAAGCAUGGAACUCAUUUAUCAUA